UGCUUGCUGCUAUCUUCCUCUCCGUUUUCACCCCCAUCUCUCCUUUUCGGCGCUGCCUCGCCCUGCCUUCCAGCACCCAGGCCGUCGCCGCGAUGACCUCGUACUUCUCUGACACCGAGGACGAGUCCUCCCUCCCGCUGCUCGUCGAUGAGGCCACCAAGCGCCCCCAUCACCCCCAUCACCCCAGGCAUCCCAAGCAUCCCAAGCAUCCCGACCAUCCCCGCCGCCGUCGCCGCGUCCUGUGGCUGCUGCUCGGCUUUCUUCUUUUGGCCGGCUUUGCCUUUGCGAUCGUGAUCAUCGCCCAUUGGCUGUUUGCUGUUCAUCACGGCUCCAUCCACAUCGUUUGCCCGUUCCCCGCUCCCGAGGCCACAACCCCGGUCUACGUGGAGACCCGCCAGCGUCUGCUGUCUGUCUUUCGCGAGUCGGUCCCCGACUUCUCCAACGACACCGUCGUUCUUGUCCCAACCUCGCCCCGUUCGUACCGCAUCGCCGGUGAUGUCGAGUCGGGCCUUUGGAGACAGGCCUCCAAUGUCAUCUACGUCGCGGGUCUGUUCACUUAUGAGCCCGCGGUUCUUGCUCUCCGUGUAUCCGAGACCAUCCCCGACUCUCUCGAUGUGGAUGUCUUCCGCCCCAGCCUGACCCCGAGAGAGAUCAUCUUCUCGGGCCCGCCUCCCUCGGCCGAGACUCUCGCCUCCGAGAACGGCAUCUCGGGCGUCUAUGACUACUCCGACUUUGACCGUGUCUACGAAGGCAAGACCGUGCUGUCCUCUGCUGCUGUCGAGUUCCUUCCUCGCGAGCUUCGCGACAGCGCAAAGUACUCUGCCGAGGCCCAGGAAUCCUUUAUUGAAUCUCGCUUCGUCAAGACCCCUCUGGAGCUGGAGUACUUGUCCUUUGCUAGCAAGGUCUCUGCUUGGGCUCACUACCAGGUCGCCCGCAAGAUCAAGUACAGCCGCUCCGUGUCCGAAAUCGGUCUGGCUUCCCUCUUCACCCAUGUCACGGCCGCCUGUGGCGCUCGUUUGCAAGCCUAUCCUCCCAUUGUUGGUGCUGGCCCCAACUCUGCCAUUCUGCACUACCGCACCGGCGACAAUGAGACCUCCGGCUACGCCCACAUCGAGCCCAACUCGUAUGUCCUGAUCGAUGCUGCCGGCGAAUAUCACGGAUACGCCAGCGACAUCACCCGUACCUACAUUCGCCCGAACCCUCACUGGUGGUCCCGUCAUCGCCGCGACCGCGACGACGAGCCCGAGGAGUACAUGGCCUCAAGCAACAGGGGCGACCGCUAUCGCCGCAACGAUGACGACGCCGACAACGACGACGAUGGCGACAGCGACGACGACGAUUCUCGUCGUCCUCAUCGUCCUCAUCACCCGCAUCACCCGCACCACCCGCAUCACUGGCCUCAUCGUCCUCACCCCCACCCCCACCCCCACCCCCACCCUCACCCUCACCCUCACCCUCGUCCUCACCCUCGUCCUCACCCCAAGCCCACUCCCAUCGACGAAGAAAAGGUCAAGAUUCAGGAUAUCGUUGCCAAGGUCCAGCAGUCCUUUAUCGACUCUUUCGAGGUCGGCGCCUCUUUGGCCGAUCUGAAUCGCAAGGCCGCCCGGGUUAUGAUUGAGUCGCUGCUCGACGCUGGUUUUGUCCACGGUGCCGACGUUGACACGCUCUUGUAUAAGGGUGUUGGCUAUGCCUUCCAGCCCCAUGGUCUCGGGCAUCCUGUUGGCCUCGAUGUUCACGAUCCUGUGCCCAAGCGCUACUCGUCUCAGUUUUUGACCCUGGAUCUGCCCCCGGUUCCCAAGCUCAUCCAGCCCUUCAUCCGCGACAUCCGCACCCUCGCUGUCGACUACACCAUUGCUCCCGGCCACAUCGUCACGGUCGAGCCCGGUGUCUACUUUAUCCCCUAUCUCCUUGAUCUGAUCAAGAACGACAAAUCCGAGGCUUCGAUUGCUCAGUACAUCAACUGGGACAAGCUCGAGAGCGGUAACUACACCAGCUACGGCGGUGUCCGAACCGAGGACAUUGUUCUGAUCAACCCCGAGGGCGAGAAGGUCAUUGUCUCGCGCCUGAACCCCCACCACAAGCGCAAGCAUUGGUUUUGAGUGGUUCUAUCUCUGUCCUCGCUCUCACAGCCGCUCGCUCACUGAGCCUCGCUGAGCGAGAAAUUCGACCGCCUCCUUGGAGUUGGGGUUUCUUGACUGUUUACAGCGUUUCCAGAAUGAAGUGGGACACCCCGUUUUUAACCAGGACAGUGUUUUUUUUCUGGAACCUGAAUACACCCACCCACUCAUC
Messenger RNA from Polychytrium aggregatum, 2289 nucleotides. RefSeq names its product peptidase M24, structural domain-containing protein. The coding region runs from base 93 to 2099 and encodes 668 amino acids. Gene Ontology annotation, molecular function: metalloaminopeptidase activity; manganese ion binding. The transcript is spliced from 4 exons. The record is from RefSeq and is a predicted model, not a curated record. NCBI's taxonomy places the organism in Eukaryota, Fungi, Chytridiomycota, Chytridiomycetes, Polychytriales.